Molecule: messenger RNA, 2974 nt
Organism: Carica papaya (papaya)
Lineage: Eukaryota; Viridiplantae; Streptophyta; Magnoliopsida; Brassicales; Caricaceae
Source: RefSeq, a predicted model, not a curated record
UGAAGUCCUGCUGCGUAAGUUUCCGUUGCGCCAAAGACUUGGCUUGAAGACUACUUCUCUGCAAGAUCAACCUCUCUCCUAGACAACCAAGCUUCAGUAAUUGCGCUGUAUUUUCAUUAGUGUUUGCAGUAGUACUCAAAUCAAAAUCUAAUACCAGGUCAGUUCAAUCAGUGAUUCCUCUUUCUCUGAUUUACUCAUUCAUAUAAUUCAUCACCAGUUUCAUAUUUUCCCGAAAUCUCCGUUGUUAUCCUGAUUUAUUGUCACUGAAUCAUAUACAACAGCUGUUUCUUCCAAUUCUCUGAGAUGGGUAGCAAAAUUUAAGUGCUUUAGUGUGCCAAUUUGUGUUUGAGCAACUGGGUGUUGAAGUUCUAUGGGUUUUAGCAAGAGGGUCUGUUACAAAUCUUGAGAAUUAGGAAUCAUGUGGAGGGUUAAUUUGGUUGUUCUUGUUUCUUCAUUGUGCGGAUUGAUUUUCUUUGGGUAUGUAAAUUCGUUUAUCUCUGCUGCAUCUACUUUGGAAUUUGAGUUCACAGCUGAAUCUACUGGAACUUACACGUAUGAUAGACUUGAUGAAGUGAAGAAGCAGUGUGCUUCUGUUCUAAAUUCUGCUGUUGAACUGAAACCUGAAGAUAGUAGGUUUUAUAGUAUUAAAGAAGAACUGGUUUUUAGUUAUGGAGAUUGGUGGCAGGAAGCUGGCUCUGCCCCAAUCUUGCCAUUUAAUGACAGAGAGGUUAUAAACUAUCCAUCAGAAAUGCCCUUGAAUUUAGCUUCUUUCUGGGUUACUGAUGUUGACAGAGCCCAUCAGUCUAAGAAAUUUGUUAGUGUCAGUGGCAUUUUGUUGCUGGGCAUAACAGUUGACAAUUCUUUUAUGGAGAAACCAUAUGGUGGAAGUCCUCAGUUUCAGAUAUGGUCUGGUCAUACUCAACUCACAAUUUUCUUUCAAGGGAUUUACACCGAAACCAAACAAAAUGGUGGGGAAAGAGUAAUGUGCUUACUAGGAAACACAAUGUUGCCUUCUAGGGAAUCUGAUUCUAGUGAUCCAUGGGAAUGGGUGAAGGCAUCUGAUAACCAAUCGCCUCUUUUGCAAGAUGAUCAAAUUCUCCUAGUUGUUCGUUACCCAAAGACUUUCACAUUGACUAGUCGUGCAAUAAGAGGGGAAUUGAGAAGUUUGAAUCCAAAAUCAAAUCUUAAGUACUUUGAUAAAGUUCACAUUUCAUCCCAGCUAGGGAAGUUGUCGCGAUAUGUGUUUGAAAGGGAAAGAUUUGUAUCAAGGGCUUGUAAUCCUUACCCAUACAGAGAUAGUUUGAUGAAUGGUGACAUUGAUAUUUAUAAGGGGGUUGCAAUUUGUGAAAUUCUUGAGCAAGUUAGUAGCGGAGGGGCUCUCACAGUUUCUCCAAAUGGGCAGCUUUGCAUGAUUGGAUGCCUCGGGCUUAUUGACAGUGAAGAAAGCAGCUGCAUUUCCCGUGCCUGUUUAUACAUACCCGUUUCAUUUUCCAUAAAGCAACGAAGCAUAAUUGUAGGGAGUUUUUUCAGCAUUGAGAAAAAUAACAUGACAUUCUUCCCCUUAUCAUUUGAAAAGCUUGUGCAGCCUACAGAGUUAUGGAAUUAUUUCAGGACCUCACAUCCUCGUUACAGUUACUCAAAAACGGAAGCAGCUGGCACCAUUCUUGAAAGGAAUGAGGCAUUCAGCUUUGGAACUGUUAUAAAGAAAUCCUUUCUGCACUAUCCAAAACUAGAAGACGCAGAUGACUUUUUAUCCAGUCUUUCUCUUCUCUCAGAAGAUCUUACCCUCCAUUCAUCUGCAUUUCCUGAUCCUAUGACUUUCACUCACUCCGAACGAACGGAAAUUCAAGUGGAGAUUCUUUCACUUGGCUCGUUAUUUGGGCGUUAUUGGUCUCUGAGAAAUAUAUCAACCAUCGACGAGGAGACUUCUUAUCAUGCUAAAACUGAAUAUACCGAAAAGCAGCUCCUUUUGAAUGUGUCAGCUCAACUCAUGCUUAGUGGCGAUGAUUACAGCAAUUUUUCUGUGCUUUUCUUGGAGGGUCUUUAUGAUAUGCAGGUAGGAAAAAUGUACCUUGUUGGUUGCAGGGAUGUCCGAGCUGCAUGGAAAAUCUUAUUGGAGAGCAUUGAUCUUGAAGCUGGUUUAGAUUGUCUAAUUGAAGUUAUAGUCGCUUAUCCACCUCUUCCAGCACAGUGGUUAGUCAAUCCAACAGCAAGAAUUUCCAUUACCAGCCAGAGGAAUGAAGAUGAUCCUCUCUAUUUUUCCACAAUUAAGCUUCAAACUCUUCCCAUUCUGUACCGGAAGCAGCGAGAAGACAUCCUUUCUCGUCGAGGCAUUGAGGGGAUCCUCCGGAUCCUGACACUUUCAUUUGCUAUUGCUUGCAUCUCAAGCCAACUCUUUUACAUGAAGCAUGAUUCAGAUUCUGUUUCUUUCAUAUCUCUUGUAAUGCUUGGUGUCCAAGCUCUUGGAUAUAGUAUUCCUCUAAUCACAGGGGCAGAAGCUCUCUUCAAAAGGAAAGCUCAUGAAUCUUAUGAAAUGACUUCUUAUGAUCUCCAGAAAAAUCAGUGGUUUUACAUUAUUGAUUAUGCAGUGAAACUUCUUGUAUUGAUGGCGUUCCUACUAACUCUAAGGCUUUUCCAGAAAGUGUGGAAAUCUCGUAUCAGGUUGCUUACAAGAACUCCUCUGGAAGCACAUCGUGUCCCAAGUGAUAGGAGAAUACUUCUUACUACCUUGAUCAUACAUGUUAGUGGGUUUAUAAUUGUUCUGAUUGUGCAUUCUGUUAAAACUAGCCAAAGACCUCUACCAACAUCUGAAAGAUACUUGAAUUCUAUGGGCAGCGGAUGGGAAACCGAACUCGAGGAGUACAUUGGUCUUGUUCAAGAUUUUUUCUUGCUGGAUGAGUACAAAACCGACCGAAAUCAGCUGAAAACAACUGAAAACGGCCAAUCCGAGGUAAACCGCUACCGCGGGCGAUGA